CUCGACAUGGUUUCCAGAAAAGAAUCAACGCAUGAACCACCCAAUAAGAGGAGGAAAAGCUCUCAUUGUGACGUCUCGCCCGAAAACACGCCCAAGAAAACUCUUUUAGAGGCACUGAAGGGAGUGGAAAACGAGAUUAAGAAACUUGGAGAUGAUGCACUUCGAAAGCGAUUGGAAAACUUGCGUGGACAAGUUCAAGAUCUUUUGGAAGAUCAGGAAAUACAAAAUAAAAAACUUUGGGACGAAAUAAAUAGUUUAAAGAAGGAAGUGGAAAGCCAGAAAACCAAAAAUGAAAAGUUACAAAAGGAACUCGCUGUAGUCGAGGCAACGUGGUUGUGGGAAGCACAUUUGGCAAGAUUUGUAGUCGACUCUUCAAAGAAGAUCCAUAAAAGUGGCAAGUUUAGUCAAAUGGAAAACUACCUGAUGGGAUUAAAAAACCCGAUGGGCAAUCGUUGGACUGAAAUACAACGUAAAUUAAACAUUUGGACAGACGAACAUCAGAAAGUAGUAGACACUCUACGAAUUGAGAGAAAUUGCAAAGUACAUCCAUAUUUAAGCGAUCUUGAUCUUGUAGAAUCUGAAAUAGAAACAACGAUGUCUCCAGAAUGGAAAAACGUAAUGAAAGAUAUGUUGGACAUACUUAAGAUGACAACAAGUCUAAUGAAGUUUGGACGACUGGCGAAGUGUUACAAGUGGGGCAGGCGUCGAUCUCCGACUCAAGAAGAGCCCAAAAGAGCUCUGAAUGAGAUAAUUUUGUGGGAUCGUAACUUUGACCAAAUCGAUGGUCUGCAAAAUAUCAAGCACGAGGAUGCAAAAGGCAUUUAG
Molecule: messenger RNA, 825 nt
Organism: Paramuricea clavata
Lineage: Eukaryota; Metazoa; Cnidaria; Anthozoa; Malacalcyonacea; Plexauridae
Source: the annotation of a GenBank genome assembly